This is a messenger RNA of Chilo suppressalis (striped riceborer), 1160 nucleotides long. The record is from the annotation of a GenBank genome assembly. Lineage: Eukaryota; Metazoa; Arthropoda; Insecta; Lepidoptera; Crambidae.
CGGGAAACUUCGCAACGGAUGGUCAUGCGUUUAUAACUCCGUAACGAUUCAUAUCGAACUACGCAUCGAAAACAAUUACGAUACUGUCGAGUUUUUUUUUUCGUUUGUGAAGUGUGGUAGUGAUGUUUGAACUUGAGUGUUAAUCCCCAUUUUUGACUAAACAUGUCUGGUUGAAUGACAUUGUCGUUUUAGCAGUGUAAAACUAAAGCUAUCCAAAUGAAGAUGACAGUAAAUCGUAUAAGGGUGGUGGUGCUAGGCAGCCCGCGGAGUGGCAAAUCUGCGGUUGUGGUGCGGUACCUAACGAAAAGAUAUAUAGGUGAAUACAGCUCCACUGGCGAUUUCCUAUAUCAGCACCGAGUGGCUUUCGACGGAGCCGUUUCUGAGGUGGAAAUACUAGACACUUCUAAUUGCACGAUGCGUGGUUGCCUCGGCGAGCACGUGCGCUGGGGGGACGCGUUCGCAGUGGUAUACUCCGUGUGUGAGCGACGCUCCUUCCUCGCGGCGGCCGAGCUGCUGUCGCUGCUGGAGCGGACCAGGCUGCCGGGCUGCGCGGCCAUCACCCUCCUCGGGAACAAGAGAGACCUCGAACACGCAAGGGAGGUCCAUGCAGAAGAGGGUCAGGAGUUGUCGUUGCGGUUCGGGUGCCAGUUCUACGAGGUGUCAGCGGCAGAGUCGUGCGCGGGGGCCGCUCUCGCGUUCCACGCGCUGCUGCGGGAGGCGCGCGCGCUGGCGCUGCUGCUGCCCGCGCCGAGACGAAAGCUCGCCGCCUAUUCCGUCUCUAAGGUUAUCGGCACAAUAUUUGGCAAGAACAGCAAGAGUGUACGAAAGAAAAGACCAUCCCUCAGCAUUUAAAUAUGUAGUUAACUUUAUUUUAUAUUCGUAAGACUGUUAUAUUUUAUCUUUUUUUGUAUUGCCUAAAAUAUAGAAAAAAGCUAAAUAAGAUUAUAAUUAAAAUUGUACAGAUAAUAGAAUGCAUUUUCAGAAAUUGAGUGCGAUGUGCUUUGUAAAUAGAACUUGAAUGUAAAUAACAUUGAAACGUAAGAUGUCUAGAACACCUCGCAAUAGAAUUUAUUUAAAAGCGACAGCGAAUAAUUAAAUUGGUAAGUUGUAAAUAUUAUAUAUUUUAUGAUGGAUUAUGUGCUAAAUUUUUUAAUAAUAAA